AUGUUCAAUAUUUCACAAAUGUCCAAAUCUCGACAGAUUAUACUUCCAACAUUGCUUCACACAAGCACCCACCUCGAAAAGCGAGGGCUACAUAGACAUAAAAAAUCUGAAUGCGGACAGCAGCGAAUGCAUUUCGAGAAUGCGUUGAAGAGAAAGUUGGCUCUUGUCACGUUUCGUGACACAGCGCGCUCGACCUCGACUUCGGUUAUUGCCACCGACCAGCUCAAAGCUGCGAACAUCGACGCCAGUGGGAGCCAUAGCCUCAAAAAAGGCUCCAAGUCAUCUCCCUUGAUUCCUCCCACGAUAUGGAAAUUAGGGGGCGUUAGUCUGAGUAAAGUCCUCAUUGCCCCAUUCUUACCCUUGACGCUGGUGAACAGCCUGAAGACUUGGUCGAGCACGGCGCUACCCGUCGUCGUUUUACGAAGUGUUCUUCACAAGUGA
This is a messenger RNA of Laccaria bicolor S238N-H82, 441 nucleotides long. RefSeq lists its product as uncharacterized. The record is from RefSeq and is a predicted model, not a curated record. The transcript is spliced from 3 exons. Lineage: Eukaryota; Fungi; Basidiomycota; Agaricomycetes; Agaricales; Hydnangiaceae. The coding region runs from base 1 to 441 and encodes 146 amino acids.